UGCGCUGUUCUGCACAUGCUGUGGGCCUCAGGCGCUAGUUUGACUCUGUGAAAGGCGCCUCUUAAUUUCCCAAAAUAUAAGUACAGCGUGGAAGGCACGAUGAAAUGGGCAUCUCACUCCUUUGAAGAUCCAGCUCUACCACGCUCUCUAGCAACCCCACAGUCAUUCCUUUGAUCAACUGAUCAGUCAUUCAUUCAGUCAUUAUGCUUACCACCACCUUCAUUAUGGCCCUUGCUGGCCUCUCCACCAUGAUCGAGGCAUCUCCUCUCCAGGCACGCGGCGGUAGCAAGCGCGGUCUUGCCUUCCCCAAACAGCACAACGGUGUUGCUGGAUCUCAGUGGACACACAAGUUCUCUGGUUCCAAGGUCUCUUGGAUGUACGACUGGGAGGCAGUCAUCGAUGGAACCCCCCUCGACCUCGAAUACGUUCCUCUUCUUCACUCCAACCAACAGUGGUGCACUGAGGGUUGGGCCAACAACAUUGCCAACGCCAAGAAGAACUACAAGGUUUCGCACGUGCUGAGCUUCAACGAACCCGACCAAGCUGGUGGUGGAGGUUCCAACAUCGAUGUUGCUACUGCUGUCGCCACCCACAAGAAGUUCGUUCAGCCGCUCGCCGCACAGGGCCUUAGGAUCGGCUCUCCUUCAGUCACCAACGCCGACGAGCCCAACAAGGGCAUCAACUACCUCAAGAACUUCAUGAACCAAUGCACCGGAUGCCAGAUCGACUUUGUCGUUGCCCACUACUACGCCUGGGACAACGCUCAGGAUUUCAAGAACUACCUCGAAAAGUUUCACAAGACCUUCAACAAGCCCGUCUGGGUCACCGAGUUCGGCGUUACUUCUGGCGACGCGAAUGCGUUCCUUAAGCAGGUUCUUCCCUGGAUGGACGCUCAGCCCUGGAUUGAGCGUUACGCUUACCAUAUGGUUGCGCCUUCCACUGGUACUUCCACUGACAAGAAGUACCUCAUCAGCGCAGAUGGAAACAGCCUGUCGGAUAUUGGCACGACCUUUGCCAAUGCGUAGACGUUUGUUGUCUUGAGAGACGCUUCAUGAGUUAUGACUUCUUUUUCUUCUCCUUCUUGAUACCACGUUACCUUCUUGUCUAUAGACUUGUCCGAGACUUCGAUACAUACCUAUCAUCAUUCAACCAUUCAUCAUACACCAUCGUUGCCUGUGAUUUGUCUCAUCGCGUGAAACUCAAAGCGAAAUUACUGUCUUAGUACGAUAACUAUUUGAGUGACGUUUCAUCCAUCAUCUCGCUUAGUCACUGGCAAAAAUUCUGACCUCUAC
Molecule: messenger RNA, 1292 nt
Organism: Alternaria alternata
Lineage: Eukaryota; Fungi; Ascomycota; Dothideomycetes; Pleosporales; Pleosporaceae
Exons: 1
Coding region: 204-1025 (273 amino acids)
Biological process (GO): fungal-type cell wall polysaccharide metabolic process
Cellular component (GO): fungal-type cell wall
Source: RefSeq, a predicted model, not a curated record